UCGGAAAACUGAAUUGAUUUCCGGCAAAUAUGGUUCUGUGUUGUUGAUGGCAGCGAACAACAAAGCGUCACAUAAUUAAAGUUUUUAUUCGUUUUUUAAUUUCGCAGUGAAUAUUUUCAUCCAGUUACUGACGGACUGUUGUUUUAUCGGCCGCGCCGGUCCGCAGCUGACGUCAUGGAAACAGACGAGCAGGCCAGGAACCGUUUCCAGUCUGAGCUGGAGUUCGUCCAGUGUUUGGCGAACCCCAACUACCUGAACUUUUUGGCUCAGAGAGGUUUCCUGAGGGAGAGACCCUUCAUUAACUACCUCAAGUACCUGCUGUACUGGAAGGAGCCAGAAUACGCCAAGUUCCUCAAGUAUCCUCACUGCCUGCACAUGCUGGAGCUGCUGCAGUACGAACACUUCAGGAAGGAGCUGGUCAACGCUCAGUGCGCCAAGUUCAUCGACGAGCAGCAGCUGCUUCACUGGCAGCACUACUCCAGGAAACGCACCCGGCUGCAGCAGGCGCUGGCCGAGCAGCAGCAGCCGCAGCAGCAGCCGCCGCCGCACGGGAACGCCGCCGCCAAGUGAUGAUGUCACUGGAGGCGGGAGGCGGACUGAAUAUAAAUGAACGUGAGGGAUUGUCGAAGUAUGGCUGCUCUAAUGAUUUAGCGUCUUUAUAAUAACACAGUCGGACUCAUGAUGUACAAAAAAAGAGAGAUAUCGUCUUUUUUAUUCCACACUUUCUUCUUCCCAGUCAAAACCAGGCGCCUACGUUACCCACAAUGCAACUGGAGAUUGUGGUGUGUUAUGCUAGUAGCAGCUAAUGUAGCCUGGAGCUGCUUAGCUUCAGCAGAGAUGAGGAGCUACAGAGGUCUGCUAACCUCUCUCCUUUCUACCUCCACACCUCCGGAUUAUUUUUACUUCUCAAACUCUUCAGCCCCAAGCUGACGCUGUGACAUCAUCAGUGACAUCAUCAGCCCCCCCUCAGUUCAUCUUUAAUAGGGCGGCAGUGGCGCUUUCCUGUCGGGAUUCUGAAGUUUCCAGAACAAGAUUUUGUUUAUGAACUCAGUGAGAACAUCUGCUCUUUACAGUCUUGUCAUGUUUCAACUGUCGGGCAGUUUGAUCCAGAACCGCACGGCGAUUUAUUCUGAUACAGAAAUGUUGCAAACAUUUUAAAGUCAAAAUAAACAGACAGCAAAUUUACUUUAUCUUCUGAAGAGAUACUUUUCUGUCAGAAUAAAUCAGAUUUCUGCCUUCCAGUGAGUUCAUGUUUUCAACAAUAUCUGUGUGACACAUUUUUUUUAGCAUUUUGUGACUGAAAUGUCCAACUUAUAUGUUUAUGUUUAAAUGUUUAAAUUUGACUGAAUAGUAAUAAACAAGAAAUCUUGGUUAAUAACUAAAUAUGUGUGUGAACAAUGACAUAUGACCCUUUUGACUUCUGUUAGAGUAAAAUUAUUUAAACUUUGUAGAAAAAAACUAUUUCCAAAGUCAUAAUCACAACAACAACAAAACACACAAUAUCAACAAAAACACAGUGAACAUGUUACUCAGACAAGAUUCAUCUGAGCAGAUUCAUAUUUGUUUAUAUUUCUUGCUCUUGUCCAAUUCUGCUUUCCUUUUCUUUAUAAUAAAAUAUUUGAAAUAAGAAA
Messenger RNA from Thunnus maccoyii (southern bluefin tuna), 1631 nucleotides. RefSeq names its product mediator complex subunit 31 (gene med31). Gene Ontology annotation, molecular function: transcription coregulator activity. The record is from RefSeq and is a predicted model, not a curated record. Lineage: Eukaryota; Metazoa; Chordata; Actinopteri; Scombriformes; Scombridae. The coding region runs from base 175 to 570 and encodes 131 amino acids. Gene Ontology annotation, cellular component: core mediator complex; mediator complex. Gene Ontology annotation, biological process: regulation of transcription by RNA polymerase II. The transcript is spliced from 4 exons.